Molecule: messenger RNA, 1698 nt
Organism: Besnoitia besnoiti
Lineage: Eukaryota; Apicomplexa; Conoidasida; Eucoccidiorida; Sarcocystidae
Product: putative methylmalonate-semialdehyde dehydrogenase [acylating]
Exons: 11
Coding region: 1-1698 (565 amino acids)
Biological process (GO): thymine catabolic process; L-valine catabolic process
Molecular function (GO): malonate-semialdehyde dehydrogenase (acetylating, [NAD(P)+]) activity; methylmalonate-semialdehyde dehydrogenase (acylating, NAD+) activity
Source: RefSeq, a predicted model, not a curated record
AUGGCGCGUCCAUCUGCUUGGUCCUCUCUUCUCCAGCCGGAGCGCUGCGCGCUAGUAACACCGAUGGCAAUAGUACUCCCGCGUAUUUGGUAUUUCUCGGCAAUGUGGAGAGAAAGAGACCUUUUUGGCUAUCGCCGCUUGGAGACAAGAGCCAUGUCCACAUGCAUGGGACGACUGGUCCCUUUCAUGAAAGAUGGGAAAGUCCCCAUGUUUAUUGAUAACGAGUUUGUGACGAGCAGAACGAACAUCGUGGAUAAGAACCAGGUUCACCUUGUGCACUGCCCCUCCACCAACGAUCUGUUGGCGGUGAAUCCACAACCGUCGGAAACCGAGGUCCGCGCUGCGAUCCAGAGCUGCAAAGCAGCACUUCCCGGAUGGCAGCGCCUCAGCCUGUCGAAAAGGAAGAAGUUUCUACUUUCUUUUUUGAACGCGCUGGAGAGUGGGAAAGAGGAACUUGCAGACAUCAUAACCUACGAACAAGGGAAGACGCUGCGAAACGCGCGAGCUGAAGUUCAACGAGGCAUCGAGGCUGUCGACGAAAGCCUGUCAGUUGCCUCUUUCCUUCGGGGAGAGACCAUGCACAACGUGACAGAGGCGACGGACUGCUUUACGUACAAGCUCCCACUUGGUGUGUGUACCGGCAUAACGCCGUUCAACUUCCCUGCUAUGAUUCCAUUAUGGAUGUUCCCUAUCGCCUGCCUGGCUGGCAAUACAUUCCUACUGAAGCCUUCUGAGCGGACGCCACUGGCGGCGAUGAAACUCAUGAGUUUUGUUAAGGCAGCUGGCUGGCCAAAAGGAGUUGUGAACGUCGUGCAUGGAGACGCGCGGACAGCGAAACUGCUAUGCGCGGAUCCCACGAUCAGUGCAGUCUCUUUCGUCGGGAGUAACCGAGCAGGUGAACAGAUCUACAAGCUCUGUGGAGAGUCUGGGAAACGAGCCCAGUGCAACAUGGGAGCCAAAAACCAUGCCGUAAUCAUGCCGGAUGCAGACAGGGAAGAAGCCCUCAAUGGAGUGGUUUCCGCGGCCUUCGGUGACGCCGGCCAGCGCUGCAUGUCAAUUUCCGUCGUGUUGUUGGUCGGCGAGGCCGGCAACUGGUUGGAGGACCUCUUGCUACGGGCAAGCGCUUUGAAAGUCGGGGCCGCUGACGACCCGAGCGUCGACGUUGGGCCUUUGAUUUCCAAGGAAUCGAGGAUCCGCAUCAAAGAAGCUGUGAAGCAGAGCGUGCGUGAAGGCGCGAAGGUUGUCCUCGACGGACUUCACUCGGUCGUCGAGGGGCAUCCCAACGGUACAUUCCUCGGCCCGACUGUGCUCGAGAUCCCUCACCUCAACAUCACUGCGUACACGGAGGAACUCUUCGGGCCCGUCCUGUGUGUCAAGAAAGUCGCGUCCAUCGAGGAAGCAAUCGCUCUAGUGAACAGCAGCAAAUAUGGAAACGGCACAGCUGUUUUCACAAGGAGUGGCUCGACGGCGCGUUUCUUCCAGCAAUCAGUUUCUGUUGGGCAAGUCGGGAUCAAUGUCCCGAUACCGCUGCCGCUUCCCAGUUUUUCCUUCACUGGCUGGAACAACAGCAUGCGUGGGGCGCUUCACUUCAACGGGAAGAUGGGCGUCGAUUUCUUUACGAAAACGCAGACGAUCUCGGCACGCUGGGGCCAAAACGACUCGGCACCUCCUUCAGACAGUUUGUCCACGUACGAGUGA